CUACAACAUACCAUAUUUGCUUGAAGAUGGAAGAAGAGAAAGUGGAGCUUAGACAGCUAGACAGAUCUCUAGAUGACAAGAUGAUCAAAAAGGCAGCUAAACCACCCAACAGGUUUGAGAGAAUAAUUCAGCCAUGCAUUGCUGAGCUUGUGGGGACUAUGUUUUUUGUCUUCAUUGGUUGUGUAUCAGUGAUUGAAAAUGUAGAGGCAGUGGGACAUCUGCAGCCUGCGCUGGUGCAUGGGCUGGCUGUGGCUGUAAUGGUAGCAUGUAUGGCAGAGAUCAGUGGGUCCCAUUUCAACCCACCGUUUACUUUGGCAAUUUUCUUAUGUGGAGGAAUGCAGUUAGCAAUGGUUAUCCCAUAUCUUAUCAGCCAGCUUGUUGGAGGUGUGCUUGGUGCUGCGAUGUCAAAGAUCAUGACAUCAAAGAAAAACUACAUAAAUGCCACUGGUGCAGCUUUUACCAUUCUACAAUCAGAUGAACAAGUACCAGGGGCUAUCUUUGCUGAGAUGGCAAUGACCUGUCUGGUGACUAUGGUGGUGCUCCUGGGGGCAGUAAAUGGGAAAAGCAAAAGUCCCAUGGUACCUUUCCUGGUGGGCUGCACUGUGAUUGUCAACAUCCUGGCAGGAGGUAAUAUAUCUGGCACCUGUUUGAACCCUGCAAGAGCUCUGGGACCUGCACUGUUAGCUGGUUACUGGGAUUAUCACUGGGUAUACUGGGUUGGCCCCAUUGGAGGAGGUUUAAUAGCUGCAGCCCUUGUACGGCUCCUGCUGGGGGAUGAGAAGAUUAGGGUUAUAAUGAAAUGAUGCCACUAUUCUGGAGUCCUUUAACACACACACAAGCUUAUUUGUUUAACAUCCACCAGUGUUGAUGUAGUGCCUAACUGGUCAUAUUGCCAGCUUAACUAAAUAUUGAUGAUAGUAAUAAUAAUAAUGUAACUUUUCAACAAAUAAUAGUUAUUAAAAGGAGGAAAUUAUUGAUUUUGAAAAAUAGAACAUUUAAAUUGUUUUGUGAUGACUUUUAUACUGAAACAUGCAAUAAAUCAAUUUUAUAACAGCAAAUGAAAUUAUCUAUGGAUUUAAAUUCCAAAAAAAAUGUUUUUUCUCUGAAGAUUGUUCUGUCU
Messenger RNA from Tachysurus fulvidraco (yellow catfish), 1120 nucleotides. RefSeq names its product aquaporin 8a, tandem duplicate 2 (gene aqp8a.2). Gene Ontology annotation, biological process: transmembrane transport; water transport. The coding region runs from base 27 to 803 and encodes 258 amino acids. Gene Ontology annotation, cellular component: plasma membrane. The transcript is spliced from 5 exons. Gene Ontology annotation, molecular function: water channel activity. NCBI's taxonomy places the organism in Eukaryota, Metazoa, Chordata, Actinopteri, Siluriformes, Bagridae. The record is from RefSeq and is a predicted model, not a curated record.